UGAAAACAAUCGAAGGACCGAUGUGGCUGAGGACUUCAUCCUCAUGUUUACUGUGACCGAUGAGAAUAUGAGCUAUUAUAUCGAUGACAAUAUCGAAAGGUUUGCCGCAGAUUCAGACCCAGAGGAUGAGGAUUUCUUGGAGAGUAACAGGAUGGACAGCGUGAAUGGCUAUCUGUACGGAGCUCUGCCAGGAUUGGAGAUCUGUCAAUCAGAUAAGGUGGCCUGGCACAUCAUGGGCAUCGGAACGGAGAUCGACGUCCACACAGUCAACUUCCAUGGCAACGUACUGGAGCUACGCAACCACCGUGUGGAUACUCUCAGCUUGACUCCGGCUGUAAUAUCAUCAGCUGACAUGGUGGCUAUCAACCCCGGUACAUGGCUUGCUAAAUCUCAUGUCGUCACUCACCAAACUGCUGGUUCCCAGGUUCUCUACACGGUCAACCCUGACUGUGGUCCAGGAGCGGAUGAGGAACCCCUUGCAGGACAGACGAGGGACUACUUCAUAGGCAUCUCAGAGAGUGUGUGGCAUUAUGGCCCUGAUGAAAUAAACGGACUGGAUGGAAGAGAUUUGACUGAUCCCGAAAGCGAGUCAUUCCCCUUCUUCACCGACACCGCAAACCGCAUCCCCGGAACCUACCUGAAGGCCAGGUACGUCCAGUACUCCGACGGCGACUUCACGCCCGACAAACUGAUCGUGAGGACCGCAGAUGACCACCACAUGGGUGUCCGGCCGGUCAUUCGGGGCGAGGUCGGGGAUACCAUCCGGGUGACGUUCAAGAACACCGGGCGUGUCCCGCACAGCAUCCAUCCCAGAGGCGUGCUUUAUGAUAAAGCCAAUGAGGGUUCCAACUACGUGGACGGUACAGAUGAGGCUGAGCAGGCUGAUGGCUCGGUAGCCCCAAACGCCACCUUCAUAUACACCUGGACUAUCCCCCAGUCCAUAGGACCGACGGAUCUGGACCCAGACUGUCUGACGAUGGUGUACACGUCAGGAACGGAUGAAACGAUGGACCUGUAUUCCGGUCUCGUCGGACCUAUGCUGAUCUGCAAGGACGGGACUUUGGACGCUGAUGGAAACCGGAUGGGGGUUGACCGAGAGUUCUUCCUGCUCUUCCUGAUCUUUGAUGAGAAUCAGAGCUGGUAUAUUGAUCAGAACAUUGCAGACUUUGCUCUGGGAGCUAACCCAGAAGAUGAAGAUUUUGUCGCUUCUAAUCUCAUGACUAGCAUCAAUGGUUAUUCCUUUGCCAACCUGCCGGCCGUAGAGAUGACCGCAGGUGAGAAGGUCAGUUGGCAUGUCAUGGACCUGGGCAAGGACACUGACCAACACACUGCCUACUUCCACCAGCUGACCUUUGUGCUCGAAGGUCGUAGGGUCGAUGCCGUGCCCCUCUUCCCUGGUAUCGCCCAGACGAUCAUGACCGUCCCUGACAACCCAGGGACAUGGUUGAUUGAGUGUGAAACCAACACCCACUUUGCUCAGGGAAUGACGGCAGUCUACACAGUAAACCCGGGGGGUGUUUCUCAUUCGGCUGAGGUGACAGACAGUGGCACCGUCAGAACGCACUACAUCGCAGCGAUAGAAAUGGAGUGGGACUUCACGCCUCGCGUGUACGACCCCGUCCGGAGCCAGGCCUUGACCGAUGAGGACAGUCCGGGCUUCGUCUUCGUCAAUCGUGGAAACACGAGCAUCGGCAGCAGGUACCGCAAAGCCAUCUAUAGGGAGUACGUAGAUGACAGUUUUAUUAUACAGGUGGAGCGCACCACGAACGAGGACAAAGCGCUCGGUAUCCUCGGUCCGGUCAUCCGCGUUGAAGUCGGCGACACCCUCCGGGUCGUCUUCAAGAAUCUAGCCACCAAGCCUUACAGCGUCCACCCUCAGAACCUUCUGUCUGAUAAAGACAAUGAGGGCGCUACAUACGGUGACAGGUCCACGAGCGACAUGCCGGUCCUGCCGGGAGAGACGAAGACGUAUACUUGGACCGUCCCCGAGUCGCGAGCGCCGACCGAUAGCGAUGUGUCGUGUACGGCAUCUGUUUAUUAUUCCAGUAUACACAGAGGGAAGGACACCAACGCAGGUCUGGUUGGGCCACUUGUCAUCUGCAAGAAAGGCAACUUAGAUGCUGAUGGAAGGAGGACGGAUGUUGAAAAGGAGUUCAACCUGUUCUUCUCCGUGACGGAUGAGAAUAAGAGUUGGUAUCUACAACAGAACAUUGAUCAUUACUGUUUGACACCAACGGCGGUGGAUGUCAGUGACGGGGACUUUCAAGAGAGCAACCUCAUGCAUGGAAUCAACGGCUUGCUGUUCAACAACCUCGACCACCUUGAGAUGGAGGUUGGAGAGCGUGUCGCAUGGAAUCUACUUGGUCUCGGAGACGAGGUGGAUCUUCACACGGUUCACUUCCAUGGACACACCUUCACCUACCAGACCGAGCAUACAAACAGAUUGGAUGUCUCAGAACUUUUCCCAGGAACUUUCCUCACCCUGGAGAUGACCCCCGAUGACCCAGGCGUGUGGCUUCUUCAUUGCCAUGUCAACGAUCACAUGACUGCUGGCAUGGAGGCUUUCUAUUAUGUAAAUGAGGCUCCAGAAACUGCAGCUCCGACCACGGCAUCUAGUCCAAGCAUCAACCGGAAAAUGCAGUCAACGUGGGACUGAUUCUCAUCAUCGGCUUAUUUUAUCAACUACUCUAAAAAUAACACAAUAGGUCUGUUUUCAUCAGCUCGAGUUUACCAAAUAACCCGCGAUUUCCAGACUCGGGAUAUUAUCCCGAAGCUCAAAAUCGCAUUUUCACCAGACCAAUACGCUCAUCACAAAUUAGCUCAGACGAGCGCACAUUAGCUCACUACUUCCCAAAUAGCGGGAUAUUUUUUAAACAAGACCAAGCUUUCUUGGGAUAUAUUUUCUCGAUUAAAUAUCCCGCUGAUUGCAACUGGUUAAUUUGCGAUCGGGACAGUUAAAGUAGAGAGUUAUUUGGCAAACUGAAGCUGAUGAAAACAGGUCCAAUGAUUAAUCCAUCUUUUAAGGAAAAAAAAUGUCUUGCUACAUCUACUUUCUUUGUAGUUUCAUAAGGCAGGAGGUAUGUAUAUACAUGUACGUAUGCUAUAAAGUAUAAAUAUGUAUUUAUUUACUUCAUUUUCAGGAAUCCCCCCGAUACACAUACAAGUAUAAAUAUAUCUGUACCAAGAAAAGUGGUGUUGGUGGUUAUUUUACCUGACUGCUAAGAAAGCAUAAAAGUAGUUUACAUGCUGGCUCGUUCUGCAUUCAUUUCAGAUCUUUCAUUCUCUCAUGCAACUGACUUUGAAAUUAUUCCAUCUGUAAAUGAGAAAUAUACAUUCCUAAGUUUUUUAAGUUGG
Molecule: messenger RNA, 3354 nt
Organism: Strongylocentrotus purpuratus (purple sea urchin)
Lineage: Eukaryota; Metazoa; Echinodermata; Echinoidea; Camarodonta; Strongylocentrotidae
Product: hephaestin-like protein
Biological process (GO): iron ion transport
Cellular component (GO): plasma membrane
Molecular function (GO): oxidoreductase activity; copper ion binding
Source: RefSeq, a predicted model, not a curated record